Molecule: messenger RNA, 3558 nt
Organism: Puma concolor (puma)
Lineage: Eukaryota; Metazoa; Chordata; Mammalia; Carnivora; Felidae
Source: RefSeq, a predicted model, not a curated record
AUGCUGCCUUCCGUCGUGGGGGCUCCCGCCCGAACCGGAGGGACCGCGCAAGCGACAAGCUCCCGGGCGCCGCCGACACCCCGCACGCCGGUCGCGAACCCCUCGGGCUCGGGAACCGCCUCACCGCCCUCUCGCCAGCUCCGCGCCCGCCCCAGCGCCGCCUCAGACCCCAUCUCAGCGCGCCCGCGCGCUCGGGAUGUCAGCCAUGGCAACCGCGCAUUCCGUGGGACGCGCGCCGGCCCCGACUGCGCACGCGCGCCCCCUGCCGGCCAGAGAACGCACGCGCACUUCGCCUGCCCUGUGGCGGCCGCCUCCGCCAGCGAGGAGACAGGAGCGAGCCUAGAGACUCGCCUGCCCUUCAAGCGCCUGAACCUUGUCCCAAAGGAGAAAAGUGAGGACGCGUCGGAUGACACGAGGAGCCCUGAGGGUGCCCCUGCACAAGGCCGAGUCCCUCAUCUGGAGACCUCUUUGGACAACUUGGAGAACAGCUGUCAUAUGGGUUCUGACAUAGAUUUUAAUCCAAAACUUGUCAAUGGGAAGGGUCCCUUAGAUAACUUUUUAAGAAGUACAGUCAAAACCAGUAUUGACCAGACCACGGUCAUCACCGAUUUGACGGAGGACUCGAGUGACCAGCUAGAUGGCGUCGCGGCCCUUAGUAAACUAAAGUCUGCUGCCUCUCCCUCCGAGGAGGCCGUGAGUGGGGCCGGAGAAGAAGCUGGAGGUGAGAGGGGGCUGCCGGAGGCCAGUCUGAAGGACGAGCUGACGUGUCCUGAAGAGACCCUUUCAGACAUUCCAUGCAAAGCAGAGGAGGAGGGUGCUGGCUCCAGAGGUGCAGAGAGGAGUGGAGAGGGGCAGGAAGGCUCGUUCCAGAGCUGCCCCGAGCUGGCAGGUGGUCUGAGAACAUGCUCCGAGAAGGACCAGGACGGUUGGAGUGAAGCCAGGGGCAUCCUGUUCAAAGGGAAGGUGCCCGUGGUGGUCUUGGAGGACAUACUGGCUGCAAAACCUCCCCGAACCAAGUCUCCUCCCACGCCACCUGCAGACCAGGGCUUGCCCUCUGACAGCGAGAUGCUGGAGUCCGGCCCCGAGGAAGACUCUGUUCUUAGCCACUCGUCCGGGGGUUCUUCCUCUCCUACCAGCUCACCCGAGGGGCAGUCUGCUCCCAAAAGGCAUCCCAGCAGUCCCGGACCCUUCCCCACCUCCACACCCAUCCGCAGAAUAACUAAGAAACUGGUCAAAGCUUCUGCAGAGAAGGACAAGCUCAGACUGCAAAGAGACAGGGAGCGUCUGGGCAAGCAGCUCAAGCUACGGGCAGAGAAAGAAGAAAAGGAGAAGCUGAAGGAGGAGGCCAAGCGGGCCAAGGAAGAAGCCAAGAAGAAGAAGGAGGAAGAGAAGGAGCUGAAGGAGAAGGAGAGGCGCGAGAAACGGGAGAAGGAUGAGAAGGAGAAGGCGGAGAAGCAGAGGCUCAAGGAGGAGCGGCGCAAGGAGCGACAGGAGGCGCUGGAGGCGAAGCUGGAGGAGAAGAGGAAGAAGGAAGAGGAGAAACGGUUGCGGGAAGAGGAGAAGCGCAUUAAAGCAGAGAAGGCCGAAAUCACGAGGUUCUUCCAGAAACCAAAGACCCCACAGGCCCCCAAGACCCUAGCCGGCUCUUGCGGGAAGUUUGCCCCCUUUGAAAUUAAAGAGCACAUGGUCCUUGCCCCUCGGUUUCGGACCGCCUUCGACCAGGACCUCUGUGAUCAGUUGGACCAGCUCCUCCGGCAGCAGAACGGCGAGUUCUCCUUCCUGAAGGAUCUGAAAGGCCGGCAGCCCCUCAGUUCCGGACCCACCGUGGUUUCCAACCGAAACACAGACACCUGUAACAGCGAUGUGGUGAUCGUGGAGAGCGGCAAGGUCGACGGCGUUCCCGAAAGGAAGAAGUUUGGCAGGAUGAAACUCCUGCAGUUUUCGGAGAAUCACCGACCGGCGUACUGGGGCACGUGGAAUAAGAAGACGACCGUCAUCCACCCGCGGGACCCCUGGGCGCAAGACAGGAAGCUCCUGGACUACGAGGUGGACAGCGACGAGGAGUGGGAGGAGGAAGAGCCGGGAGAGUCCCUGUCCCACAGUGAGGGGGAUGAUGACGACGAAGUGGGAGACGAUGAAGAUGAGGAUGAUGGCUUCUUCGUGCCCCACGGGUACCUGUCUGAGGACGAGGGGGUCACCGAGGAGUGUGCCGACCCAGAGAACCACAAGGUUCGCCAGAAACUGAAGGCCAAAGAGUGGGACGAGUUUCUGGCCAAGGGGAAGAGGUUCCGCGUGCUCCAGCCUGUGAAGAUCGGCUGCGUCUGGGCGGCCGACAAGGACGGAGGCGCCGACCUGAAGGUGCUCCAGCAGUUCACGGCGUGCCUCCUGGAGACGGUCCCCUCGGAGGAGGAGCAGACGCCCAAGGCCUCCAAACGAGAGAAGAGGGACCAGCAGAUCUUGGCCCAGCUGCUCCCGCUGCUGCACGGGAACGUGAACGGAAGCAAGGUGAUCAUCCGGGAGUUCCAGGAGUGCUGCCGCCGAGGGCUGCUCGGCAAGGACACGGGCAGUCCCGACAGCAGCUCCGCCAGCCCGCCGAGCCCCGGCUCUUCCCGCCCACAGACCCCCACCAGCAGCGAGGACGCCGCCGUCCCCUCCAAGGCCAGGCUCAAGCGGAUCAUUUCUGAGAACUCGGUGUACGAGAAGAGGCCUGACUUCAGGAUGUGCUGGUACGUCCACCCGCAGGUGCUGAAGAGCUUUGACCAGGAGCACCUGCCCGUGCCGUGCCAGUGGAGUUACGUCACCGUGGUGCCCUCGGCCACCAGGGAGGACAGUGGCAGCAUCCCGGCCGUGGGGCCCGGCCAGGGGACGCCCAUGUCGCUGAAGAGGAAGUCCGCGGGCAGCAUGUGCAUCACCCAGUUCAUGAAGAAGCGCAGGCACGAUGGGCAGGUUGGAGCUGGGGACCUGGAUGGGUUCCAGGCAGACACGGAGGAGGAGGAAGAGGAGGACGGCGACUGUGUGAUCCUGGACAUCUCGGAUGUUGGGGGUGAGCGGUCCAGUCCAGUCCAGCCGCCAGGACCCGAACUGUGCUCCCAGAUCAGCAUCGGGGUCGGGCCACAGCUUGGGAAGAGCGUGCAGGUGGCUGUGGGCUCCUGGGCCCUGGUCACCGAGGCCCUGAAGCAGCUCUAUGUCGGGGCUGUGGUAGGCCUCCCAGAGGCAUCUGAGCGCAUCGGAGACCCGGGGGAGCUGAGAUUCUGGCUGAGCUCGUGGACUCCACUCAGCCUGGGCUCCCCGUGUCUGUUCCUGCCGCCCCUACGGGAGACGAGGGAGGCAGCUGCCGAGUCCCUGUCUUGCAUGGACUGGAUGCGGCCAACACGGGGGCCGCCGCACCCCAACGAGAAAGGCACAGAAAGCGUGAAGCUGCUUCGGACAUGGAGCAAACGCUCCAUCAACGGCUCUGGCUGUUCCCGUUUCCCUCGUGAGGAAGGGGCUUUGGUGGAGGGCUCGGGAGUCACGGCGGCCCAGAUGAGUCCAGACCUCCCUCUGAACCUCAAUUCCUAG